This is a messenger RNA of Durusdinium trenchii, 1929 nucleotides long. The record is from the annotation of a GenBank genome assembly. Lineage: Eukaryota; Dinophyceae; Suessiales; Symbiodiniaceae.
AUGCCCGGAGCCCCCGGCCGCACCGGCCCCCGCGGCCGGGACGGAGCCGACAUGAGCCGGUGGCUCUUGCUGGGGAAGAUCGUGUCCUGCGCGGGCGAGGACUGCGAUCUGGCCCACACCAUUCCGGGUGCUGCGGCCGAUUGGAAUCAGGUUUAUGCGAGCAGCGAACAAGCUGCGAAAGAAUGUCCGCUGGGUGUUUUGUACUUGAAGAUUGCAUACUUUUAUGGUCGGAACGGAGAUGCAUGUGAAUUGGAUGUCAUUGAUACCGAUGCCGCAGAGGAGAUUCAGAGACUCCUCAGCCUUUACCCCGCCUACGUGAUGGCGCUCUCCCGGUGGCCCAUCUUUCCAGUCUUGGCCUUCUACCGGCCUUUGCAUCAGAGCUUGGAGAACUUCACAGGAUCCAUGGCCUGCGACAACGUCAAGGGAGUCAUCGACUGGGACCAUUGUCGAGUCCAGGCUGCCCGGUGGAUUGAGCUGCAGUUUGGGGUGAACAAGACGGAGGAGGAAAAAGCAGAGCUCAUUGAAGUCCAACAAGACAUUGCAGAUCAAUUCUACGUCGUUCUGCGAAAGGCGCAUCGGCAACAGCAAGCCUACGAGGAAUGUCCGUUUGGCUUCUUCUACUUGGCCGCAACGCAACUGGUGGCGGCAGCUGGCAAGGGCACCAACCACAUGCCUCCUUUCAGUCGUAUCAUCGAUGAGGUCGUCUCCGAUUUGCCUUUUAUUCAGGUCAGCAGUUCUCCAUGGCCCGUGUGGCACGUGCUGGCCAUUUUUGCCGACAUGAACAAAGGCACCUGGUUUUGGGGCGGUGAUCGGAAAUACUUCCGGGGCUAUAGCGAUUGGAACCUACGACGGGAUGAGUUGAGCCCGUUGAUCUCGCCGCGUUUGGAGUUCCUCAGCUACGACUGGCAGAUCGAGGCCAUGCUGAAGGUGGAAGCUCUCAAGGCGAUGAGCCACAAGGACUACAUGCAGGCACUUCGGAGCUGGACCCGAAGCCGGGAAGAUUCCUGGGGGCCGUUGAGGCCCAUUGUGAUGGGGAUGAUCGAUGCCGCCUCCACCAUCGCCGCGCGGGCUCAGCAACAUCGGCUGGAGCGGCGCCUGGCUUACGUCGUUCUGCUCUACGGAGAUAGCUGGGCUGAUUUGCUGGGCCGUAUGACCAAGCGGAUGGCGCAGCUGAGUUUCCAAGAUCCUUUGUUGGUGAUUGCCAUCGAUGAAGCAGCGGAGGUUUGCCGAGCACUAGGGCGACAGAGCGAGGAUGUGAUUUGCUGGGUGCCAGAGACCGCCUCGCAAGUGCAUCGUUUCACUGGCAUUCAAGGCUUGAUUCAUUUGGGUAUUGAUGUGAUCUACCUGGACAUGGACACCUUCCUGCUGCGCGACCCCACGGCGCGCUUCCAGGCGGCUGCCGUUGGCUGGGAUGCGCUCUUCGCACGCCACGGGGAUGGUGACUGCGUCAACAUCGGGGUCUUCUACCUGAAGGCCAAUGGCCGGACGGCUGUUUGGAUGUCGCAAUUUCUGGCCUGGUAUCAUGACCACCCCUUCGAGAUCGAUCAGCGUGGCCUGCACAUCUUCUUGGGAUUGCCCUCCAUGCAGCUGGAGGUGGCGCACAUUCCGAAGGACCUCGUGCGGAUCCGCGGAUCCGUCUUGGAGGACUGGAACGAGGUGGUCAUUGGCGACAUAGGCUGGGUAGGAAGCUUCCCCAUGAUGCAGAUCUUCCACUGGUGCCAUCGGCCACUGGAGUUAAAAGUCCAUGAGAUGAAUUUGGCGUAUGACGCUGCUGAUGUUUUGGAAGACCAUGAGCUCCCACUCUCCUUGGCACUCUCCGUUGGCUCGGGCGCGGUGCCGGACUCUCCAUGGGCCAGGGUGGUGGCAGUGAAGUUUGUGUUCGAAAGUUACCAGCUGAAGGAAGCGCCUGGGCGUCGAGCUUGCUGGUAA